AUGGUGGUGAUGCUCCUAUACUUCACCAGGAGCGAAGUAACUCAAGGGAUCGGGGUAACACUGGUGCCAGUGCUCAUGCUAGCAAUCAAGAGGCCAGAGGCCAGGGACCGAAAUGUCCUGCGCCACGCUCCUCAAGUGGAGUCUCCUUGGAUCACGUCCUCCAAGGAGUUGGAACGGUUAGCCGCCAUGGAUGUUGAACGGGAUCGAAUCCCGUUGUUCGAUUGCAGGAAGAUUUUUCCACCUGAUUCCAGCACGGAAACUAUCCGUGCUGAGUAA
Peronospora matthiolae is the source of this 276-nucleotide messenger RNA. The record is from the annotation of a GenBank genome assembly. Lineage: Eukaryota; Oomycota; Peronosporomycetes; Peronosporales; Peronosporaceae.